AUGCCUGUUUCAUCGCUGCUCAAGAAUGCAUUGACGCCUGAUGAGCAGCGGCUAAUACCUGGGAUAUUGGUAAGCAAGAUGGAUGAGGAGAUGCGUUUGUAUGAGAGUGAGUGUUUGAAGAAGACGAUAGAGUUUGAAAAGAAGGUUGAGAGAUGCGAGGAGGUUAUUGCGGAUAUGACGAGAAGGAAUAUAAAGCAAGAAAUAGAGCUUACAGAGACGAGGAGGUUAUUGAGCAUGACUGAAAUGCAAAGGGAACAGUGUUUUCAAGAAAAUGCUUGUUUAAAAGGUGAGAUAAACAGCUACAGAGAUAAAACUGGAGACAGUAGUCAAUAUUUUGUAAAAGAAAGUGAGGUGGAGAAGUUAAAGAAAGCGUUUGAAGAGCAAACAGAGGAGAUGAAUAGGAAGUGUGCAGAGCUUGAAAGAAGCAAUAUACGACUUGCAGAUAAGAUUUUAGAGCAAAAGAAACAAAUGAAGUAUUUGGUGAAUAGUUCUGAAGUGCCUGAGGCAAGUAGAGACAAUCUAGAGUUAAUAAAGUUAAUUCAGAAGUUGACAAAGAGGAAUGAAGAGCUUGAGAGAUGGAGUGAGGUUUCUACAGAUCGAUCCAGAGUUCAUGAUGGAGCAGAUAUUAAGGAAGAGUAUAAAAAGAAGUGUGAUGAGCUCAAUGAGAUGAAUAGAAGAGGAUGUAUGCUUGAGAUUGAGUAUAAUAAGGUAUUUAAAGAGAAAGGAGAGAUGGAAUCGCGAGUUGCCAUCGAAGUGAAUGAAAAGAAGAUAAUGCAAAGAUACAUGGAAGAGAUGAAAGAAGAGAUGAUGUGUUUGAAGAUUGAGCUAGGGAAUGUGAAGGCAAAGAAUGCGAUACUAGGAGAUGCAUCAUUGAGACUCAGCGAAAUGAACAGUGAGAUAGUCCGAUGCAAUCUGAUAAUGAAGGAAGACAGGAAUCGAAUUAGGGAGUUAAAAUCACAGGUAGUUGAAUGCGAAGAGAGAUACAACAAGUAUAUUUUAGAGGAGAGGACGACUGUAACUGCGAUUAUUGGACGAGAGAUUGAGGGGAUAAAGAAAAGUCUUGGAGAGUAUUCUGGAUUGCUAUAUGGAAUUGAAUUGGAGCUUAAGAAUGCAUUUGAAGAGCAAACUAGAUUUAAGAGGAUGAUUUUUUUGCAAGAUGAGGAAGUGUCUCAAGCGAAGAAGAUUGUAGAAGAGUAUAUUGAUAGAGAAGGAAGGCUGAACUGGGAAAUAGAGAUGCACCGAGUGAAUGAGAAUAAAAUGAGAGAAACAGUUUUGGCGAUUGGCUGGGAUAUUAGAGAUAUGGCACAAUGUAUUGAGGACGUGUUAGUUGAUACAUCUGAUGUGUGCUUUGAUAUUAUGAAUAGGAUUGUGAAACGAGAGGAUAUGAAAAAAGGAAUAAUUAAAAAAAUGUUUGAUGAGGCAGAGAAGGUUGAGAAUGAGCUAGCUGAAAGGGAAGCAAGCCUGUAUUCGUUAAUAGAAGGACGUGUUGAUGAUGCAAUUGAAUUUCUUGGUAAGGAAAGAAAUAUUCUGAAGCAGGAAAAUGUGUUUCUGAGGAAUAAGGUUGAAGGACUUGAAGAUACGUUUGAUCUUAUGGAUAAGAUGACGGCACUAGAGAAGCAGAAUGAAGGGAUGAAAAUGCAGAUUGAAUCGAUGAGAAAUCAAGAGGCCAAUGAAGAAGUAGUUGUAACAAUGCACAGGAUGGAACAAAAGAUUUUUUUAUUGAAAGCAGAGUUAGACAAAGCCAAUGAAGAACUUAAGCGCAGUAAUGAUGCAAUAGAGAAAUACAAGAUUGUUGUUGAGAAACUAAAGAAGAUUAAGGAUGCGUAUAUCAAGCUUAAGGCCGAAUGCUCUGAAAAGAAGUGUGUAGAAGAAUGCAUGAAUGGAAUGUAUGAACAAGGUGAUAUAGAAAAAUCGAGUGUGAUUCCAAGCAUAAAGGAAAUGUAUCUUGGGGAAGAGAAUGUGAAUAAGAGUAAGGAAGUAAAUAUUGAAAGGAAAGCUGAUGAGAUAAUCACUGAUCAUGACAUUUUAGGUCAUGAAACAGCUGUGGAAAAAGAAUCGCCACAUGUAAGAGGCAGAAGAUCCGAAAGGAUCAAUCACGGAGAUGAGCCAAAGCAAGGCCAUUAUAGAAGAUCUUAUUCAGAUAAGAAAAGAGGAUGGAACACAUCAAAUGAGUUUAAGAAAACCAGAGAUAGGAGAAAUUAA
Messenger RNA from Ordospora colligata OC4, 2202 nucleotides. RefSeq lists its product as uncharacterized. The record is from RefSeq and is a predicted model, not a curated record. NCBI's taxonomy places the organism in Eukaryota, Fungi, Microsporidia, Ordosporidae. The coding region runs from base 1 to 2202 and encodes 733 amino acids. The transcript has a single exon.